AUGGCUACCGAAAACUUUACUCAUACGCUUCGUCCCUUCUUUGAUGGAACGGAUUAUCCAAAUUGGAAAUUUCGUAUGGAAAACUAUCUCGAUAUGGAUGGUGUGAACUUAUGGCAUAUGGUUCUUGAUGGUUAUGUGGCUCCUACUCAAGAGUUGAAUGGUGCUAUUAUACCUUGGCCAAGAAAAGAUUGGACCAAGGAUCAAGUUCUAGCUAUUGCUCUCAACCGGAAGGCUAUUUGUGUGAUCAUUUCAUCUUUGUGUAGAGAAGAGCAAGGAAGGGUUCAACAUUGCACAACGGCUCAUGAUAUGUGGAAGAUUCUUGAGAACUACCAUGAAGGAACGGUUCAAGUAAAGAACAAGAAGGUUGAGCUUCUCAUUGGAGAAUAUGAAGGGUUCAAGAACAAGCCAAAUGAGACCGUCACCGAGACUACCAAUAGACUUUUUGGCAUUACCACCAAUCUCAAGAAGCUUGGUGAGCACUAUACUCUUGGUGAAAUCAAUGGUAAAAUUCUUCGUUCAUUGCCUCUCCUUGAUUGGCAACCGAAGAUAACCGCCAUUGAGGAAUCACAUGACAUAAGGAAUUUGAGAACCGAUGAGCUUAUCGGAAACCUACUUCUCCAUGAGAUGACCUACAUGAAGGAAAUUCAAGAGUUGAAGAAGUCUCAAGAAGAGAAAACUAAGGGAAUUGCUUUGAAUGCUAAAGCAAUUGAAAGUAAGGUUGAAGAGGAGCUUAAUGCAAGUGAUGAAGAAGAUGAUGAAGAGAUGGUGCUAUUGUCUAAGAAAGUAAGGGAAUGGAGAACAAGGAAGAAUUCUCAAACCGGAAGUGAUAUUGUUGUUGUGAAAAAUACCCCUAGUGCCUCUUGUGUUGUAAAUGUUGAGAAUGUGUUGGUUGAUGAUUCUUUGGUGUAUGAGAUUGAUGAUGAAUGUCAUGACAUGAUAAAUGAACUAACUAACAAAUGUAGUGACUAUCAUGCCAAAAUAAAACUUUUCAAAAGGGAAGCCUCUAUGGCUAAACUUGAGAUGCUCAAUUUGAAGAAAGAAAUUCAAGACUUAAAGUCUUCUUUAGAAUCUAUCUCUAAGCAAGAUGUCAAUAUUUUGCUAAAGGAAAAUGAAACACUAAAGAGUGAAAUUCUUUCUCUAAAUAGCUCUAUCUCAAGAUUUCACAAAGGGAAGGAAUCUUUGGACAAUCUUCUUGAUUCCCAAAGAAACCCAACCAUAAAAUUUGGACUUGGCUAUAGUCACAACCCCUCUUCCUCAAGUGUGACUACUUUUGUGAAGGCUUCUUCACCUCAAACUUCUUCUAUAGAAGUUCCUCCUUCUUUGGUCAAACCAAAAGAGGUGAAUAAGAGGUAUGCUCAAGCUCCCAAGACUAAGUCAUUUGUGGCUUCUAAGUCUAAGAGCAAAGUGGGUACAAGACCCCCUAGACAUACCCAUGCCUCUCAAUAUAGUCACAAAUGGGAGAAGAGAAGUAUGAAAAAGAAUCAUGUUCAUUCAUAUCCCUAUGCUCAUUCUCACAACAAUGCUCAUGCAUAUACUUAUGAUCACUCUUGUGCACAUUGCUAUGCUCACUCAUGUGAGGCUCCUAGUGCCAAGACCUAUCCAUCUUAUGCUCACAUAUCCCCUAGACUUCAAUGUGUUUAUUGCAUGAGAUAUGGUCAUAAGAAUGUUGAUUGUUAUGUUAGAAAGGUGCAAAAAGAAACCGUGUUGAAUAAAACCAAAUGGUACGUCGAUAGCGGUUCUUCUAGGCACAUGACGGGCCACAUCUCCAACUUCACCCAAUUGGAACAUAAAAAGUUGGGAAAUGUCACCUUCGGUGAUGAUGGCAAAGGUCAAGUUGUGGGGAUAGGCAAGAUAGGUAACUCUUCUUCUCCUUCUAUAGAAAAUGUGUGGCUUGUUAAUGGUCUAGAACAUAAUCUUUUAAGUGUAAGUCAAUUGUGUGAUAAGGGCUAUAAUGUCAACUUUGAUUCCAAGGCUUGCUAUGUUAUCCAACCAAUGGACAACACGGUUAUCUUCAAAGGAAAUCAAAGACAAAACACUUACAUAAUUGACUUGGAUACGCUUGAAAACCGAGAUGGCAAGUGUUUACUAUCACUUAGCGACGAAUCUUGGUUGUGGCACCGUAGACUUGGUCAUGCUAGCUUAGACCUCUUAAAUGAGGUUAGCAAGGAUGAAAUUGUUAAAGGUUUGCCUAAGCUAAAUUAUUCAAAAGACAAAGUGUGUGGACCUUGA
This is a messenger RNA of Mercurialis annua (annual mercury), 2229 nucleotides long. RefSeq lists its product as uncharacterized. Bases 1 to 2229 code for a protein of 742 amino acids. The record is from RefSeq and is a predicted model, not a curated record. Lineage: Eukaryota; Viridiplantae; Streptophyta; Magnoliopsida; Malpighiales; Euphorbiaceae. The transcript has 3 exons.